GUAUCGAGUGGUACGCACUCUCUCCUUGUCCCUCCGUCCGCUCAACCAGACCGCCACGGUUGUGAACAAAGCUUGUUAUAUAUUAUCCAGCGUUGCCCUCGUUUGCCUCUUCUUCUUUUCUUCCAUCCUCAUCCUCAUCCUCAUCCAUCCUCUUCCACUCUUCUCGGAGACAUUGCUUGCAGCGUUUCCUCCCCGAGUGAUAUCAUCCAUCUCUAUCUUAUCACCUCCCCCCCCUCCUUAAAUACCGGUCCCUCCACCUUCUGGACCUUCCAAUUCCCUCAAUUGAACCUUUUACGACCUCAGUUCUAUCAUCAUGCCUCGCUUUGAAGACGCCGACUUUGCCGUGGACGCUGCUCCUGCUCCCGGUGCUCGUUCCCCCCGGGAUGCCCGUGGCAGCGCCGCUGGCUCUUUGCCCAUCCCCAGCGAUGCUGGCAACACUGUUGAGAUCCCUGCUACUCGCAGCUCCAUCAGCGAUGCUGCCCAGUUCAUGCACAACCUGAGCUUUGCUCCCUCUUCCCGGGAUCGUCGUGCAUCCCGCAACUCCUUCGGCACUUCUCUCCCCAUCCCCAGAUCUCCCCGUGUCUCUCGUCUGUCGUCCGUGGUCACUGCCGAUGUCUCUCGUGACAUCCUGGCCUCCCAAAUCCAGGACAUGAACAAGGAGAAGACCGCCGCCGCCAAGAACAUGGCUUUUGCCUUCGACAUUGACGGUGUCUUGGCCCACGGUAACGAGGCCAUUGAGGAGGCCAAGGAGGCCCUCGCCAUCCUGAACGGCGACAACGAGCUCGGUGUUAAGAUCCCUUACAUUCUCCUUACCAACGGUGGUGGUAAGACCGAGGAGGAGCGUUGCGCUCAGCUCACCGAGGUCCUCGGCUGCCCCAUCUCUACCGACCAGUUCAUCCAGUCUCACACCCCAAUGCAGGCGUUGGCGGAGUACUACGACACUGUCCUGGUGUGCGGUGGUGAGGGUCAGAAGAUCCGUCAGGUCGCCGAGAACUACGGCUUCAAGAACGUCGUCCACCCCAAGGAUGUCCUCGCCUGGGACCCCACCGUCUCUCCCUGGCGCUGCUUCUCCGAGGAGGAUCGUCUCGAGGCCAAGCCCCGCGACUUCUCCAAGGUCAAGUUCGAUGCUAUCCUGGUCUUCGCCGACUCCCGCGACUACGCCACCGACAUGCAGCUCAUCAUGGACCUGCUCCUGGCUGACGACGGCAAGAUGCUGACCCGCUCCGAGGACCCCGUUGCCAACCGCAUCCCCGUCUACUUCUCCCAGGGUGACCUGGUCUUCCCCACCGACCACAAGGGUCCCCCCCGUCUGACCCAGGGUCUGUUCCGUAUCUCCAUUGAGGCUCAGUACAAGGCCCUCACCGGUGUCGAUCUGGAGCGUGUCGUCUACGGCAAGCCCGAGCGCGCCACUUACACUUACGCCGACGAGGUGCUGAAGGCCUGGAUGGAGCAGCUCCACAACGAGGCCCGCGUGCCCGAGAACGUCUACAUGGUUGGUGACAACCCGGCCUCCGACAUCUGCGGUGGUAACAUGCACGGCUGGAACACUUGCUUGGUGCGCACCGGUGUGUUCCAGGGUGGUGACAACGACGAGAGCAACCCCGCCAACUUCGGUGUCUUCCCCCACGUUCUUGAGGCCGUCAAGACCGCCAUCCGCAAGGAGCUCGGCCAGGACUUCAAGUUGAAGUGGAACCCCAAGGUCAACCCCGUCCUCCACGGCGACGGUGCCUCCGCUGUCGAGUAAACGCAUCACUGCGUGACUAUUUCUUCUCUUCCCACCCAUUUUUCAUCUUGGUUCGCAUCUUGAUCGAUGUUAGACAUUUAUUUCUUUGCAUGUUACGGCUUACGGGUUUGGACUACUGAUAUCCAUCGUCGCUCCUGGGCCAAAAAAGUCACAGCGAGCCGACCGAUUUUGUUUGCGAUUUUACUUUUAGACUGUUUUAUUUUCCUUAUUUUUUGGUGACAAUCAUGCACCUGCAUGCUAGGCAAUGCAAUGCAAUGCAGCGUCAAUGCAACCUGUGUUUUCUUCCACUCAUACAUUCCUAUGAUGUCUCCUCCACUGGGCUGGUUAGAUGGAUUAGUUCGGGUUUAGACUUUUCUAGUUUGGUUACAUAUAUAUGAAUCCACGACCCUGCCUGCACUGUUGCAGCCGGUUGUUCUCUCUCCA
Messenger RNA from Aspergillus sclerotioniger CBS 115572, 2167 nucleotides. Its product is annotated as phosphatidyl synthase. Gene Ontology annotation, biological process: glycerophospholipid biosynthetic process. The coding region runs from base 314 to 1744 and encodes 476 amino acids. NCBI's taxonomy places the organism in Eukaryota, Fungi, Ascomycota, Eurotiomycetes, Eurotiales, Aspergillaceae. The transcript has a single exon. Gene Ontology annotation, cellular component: mitochondrion. The record is from RefSeq and is a predicted model, not a curated record.